Messenger RNA from Tricharina praecox, 1257 nucleotides. Its product is annotated as HAD-like domain-containing protein. Lineage: Eukaryota; Fungi; Ascomycota; Pezizomycetes; Pezizales; Pyronemataceae. Bases 299 to 1201 code for a protein of 300 amino acids. The transcript has 3 exons. The record is from RefSeq and is a predicted model, not a curated record. Gene Ontology annotation, molecular function: alkaline phosphatase activity; phosphoglycolate phosphatase activity.
GCUUUUGCUGUUGCUGUUGCUGUUGCCGUUGCUGUUGCUACUGCCGUUUCGUCUGUAUAUUUUUCUGAAUGGACCGAGUGAGGUGGGGUUGAAGUUGGAAUAUGUGGAUCAUCGAGUUCUGCAUGCGAGUGAUGACUUUGUGCUUCGAAACUGCGAUUGAGACGCGAUGAACGAACCCUAGUUAGCAUAGUGCACCACCCCGCAAGCAACCCCACCAAGCACAUCCAUCCAUCUCCGUCUGGCGAGUACGCGGGGUACCACCCACCACGACACUUCAUAGACCAUCACCCAGCUCGUCAUGUCCCUUCCCAACAAGCUGACCGGCAAGCCCGCCGAGAUCGGGGCGUUCCUGGACCGCUUCGAUGUGUUCCUCUUCGACUGCGACGGCGUGCUCUGGCGCGGCGACAAGCUGCUCCCGCAAACGGUGGAGACGCUGGAUAUGUUGCGGUCUAAGGGCAAGCAGAUCAUCUUCGUCACCAACAACAGCACGAAGUCGCGCGCGGCAUACAUUUCCAAGUUCACGUCGUUCGGUAUCCCCGCCGCCGUGGACGAGAUAUUCGGCAGCGCGUAUUCCGCGGCGAUCUACAUCUCUCGCGUAUUGUGUUUGCCGAAGGACAAGCGGGUGUACGUGAUCGGCGAGGUCGGGAUCGAGGAGGAGCUCGAGUCCGAGGGCGUGCAAUUCUUUGGCGGGACUGAUCCCGACGAGGAUCGCAGGGUUUCGGCAGAGGAUCAUACGGCCUUCGGCCCGGAUGACAGUGUCGGCGUCGUCCUGGUCGGACUAGAUCAUGGGGUUAAUUAUAGGAAGAUUGCGAGGGCGUAUCACUUCCUGCAGAACCCGGACACGAGGUUUCUCGCCACGAAUAUCGAUAGCACUUUUCCGACGCCGGGCGGGCUGUUUCCUGGCGCUGGGACCAUGAGCGCCCCGCUUAGCUUUAUGCUCGGGGGGAGGCAACCGCUAAGUCUCGGCAAGCCGAGUCAGGCGAUGAUGGAUGCUAUUGAGGGGAGGUUUAGGUUCGAUAGGAAGCGCGCGUGCAUGGUGGGCGAUAGGAUCAAUACCGAUAUCAAGUUUGGCGUUGAGGGUGGGCUGGGUGGUACCCUCGGCGUGCUCACGGGUGUGUGUAAGGAGCAGGAGUUUUUAGAUGGCUUGGAUGGGGUUAGGCCUGAGGCGUAUGUUGACAGUCUGUGCGAUUUGCUGAGUUAGAUGGUGGUAAGAUAGACGCAUAUAUCACGGUACUCGAUAGAUGUGGACAAUAGAAU